Lolium rigidum is the source of this 1580-nucleotide messenger RNA. RefSeq names its product vacuolar-processing enzyme beta-isozyme 1-like. The transcript is spliced from 9 exons. Gene Ontology annotation, molecular function: cysteine-type endopeptidase activity. Gene Ontology annotation, biological process: vacuolar protein processing. The coding region runs from base 13 to 1494 and encodes 493 amino acids. NCBI's taxonomy places the organism in Eukaryota, Viridiplantae, Streptophyta, Magnoliopsida, Poales, Poaceae. The record is from RefSeq and is a predicted model, not a curated record.
UCCAGGGUGGCGAUGGCUCGGUGGUGGGUUUGCGGACUCCUCUCGCUCCUGGCGGUGGCCGCCGCCGCCGCCGCUGCGGAGUGGAAUGCGGAGCCGCUGAUUCGGCUGCCGACGCAGAAGGGGCGUGACGCGACUGCAGCUCCUGCCCCUGCCCCGGCGGCGGCGGAGGAGGAAGAAGGGGUCACGAGGUGGGCCGUGCUCGUUGCGGGCUCCAGAGGCUACGGGAACUACCGUCACCAGGCCGAUGUGUGCCAUGCCUACCAGAUUCUGAAGAGAGGAGGGGUAAAGGAGGAGAACAUUGUGGUGUUUAUGUACGACGACAUCGCCGAAAACCAUCUCAACCCAAGACCUGGGAUGAUCAUCAACAAUCCUAAAGGGAAAGAUGUUUACGCUGGUGUUCCAAAGGACUACACUGGUGACCAGGUCACUACUAAAAACUUCUUUGCAGUUCUCAUGGGCAACAAAACUGCAGUUACUGGAGGGAGUAGGAAGGUGAUAAACAGCAAACCGCAGGAUCACAUCUUCAUCUAUUACUCGGAUCAUGGGGGUCCCGGUGUUCUUGGUAUGCCCAACAUGCCGUACCUUUAUGCUGGCGACUUGAUCAAGGUGUUACGAGAAAAGCAUGCUUCUAAGAGUUAUUCAAAAAUGGUUAUAUAUGUUGAAGCGUGUGAAAGUGGCAGUAUAUUUGAGGGUCUAAUGCCAGAAGAUCUUAAUAUUUAUGUUACAACAGCAGCUAAUGCAAAUGAAGAUAGUUAUGGAACAUACUGCCCUGGGACGGAAACACCACCUCCUCCUGAAUACAGUACCUGUUUAGGUGACGUCUACAGUGUUUCUUGGAUGGAAGAUAGUGAAACUCACAAUCUAAAGAAGGAAACAAUCAAGGAUCAGUACGAGGUGGUUAAAAUUAGAACUUCAGGCUCAGAUAGGGUCAAUAGGGGUUCUCAUGUCAUGGAGUAUGGUGACAAGACAUUCAGGGAUGAGAAGCUUUUCCUUUAUCAAGGUUUUGAUCCUGCAAAUGCCAACAUCAACAACAGGCUGCUUUUGCCUGGCCUGGAGGGUGCAAUCAAUCAGAGAGAUGCCGAUGUUCUUUUCAUGUGGAAGAGGUAUGAGCAGUUAAGUGAAGGAUCAGAAGAGAAGCUGAGGGCUCUCAGGGAAAUCAAAGAAACUGUGCUACACAGGAAGCAUCUCGACAGCAGCAUCGAUUUCAUCGGGAAGCUUCUCUUUGGAUUUGUAAAUGGGCCUUCAAUGCUUGAGGCUCCUAGAAGCUCUGGCCAACCAUUGGUUAACGACUGGGAUUGUUUGAAGAGGAUGGUGCGAGUCUUCGAAUCCCACUGUGGAUCGCUCACUCAGUAUGGCAUGAAACAUAUGAGGGCGUUCGCAAACAUAUGCAACAACGGCAUCUCCGAGGCUGGGAUGAAGGAAGCAAGCAUCAGCGCCUGUGGCGGUUACAACUCGGCGAAGUGGAGCCCACUAGCUCUGGGUCACAGCGCCUGACCCGCGCCGCAGUACAUGGGAGCAACAUUAGAUGCUCCAGAGGUUUCCUAGACCUCAUAUGUGUACAUACAUGCCAUUGAUACAAG